GCAUCAUGGCAACCCCAGGUCACAGCCUACGACGCAGGCUGGUGGGUCCACCACUUCUUUACGCGAUCUCCGUCUUUGCUAGUUUAGGUGUCUUUCUCUUUGGAUACGACCAAGGCGUCAUGUCCGGUGUCAUUACUGGGCCCUACUUCCGUAAGUUCUUCAACGACCCGACAGCCCUCGAGGUGGGGACCAUGGUAGCUGUGCUCGAGAUUGGCGCCUUUGUCACCUCCCUAGCGGCUGGACGCAUCGGGGACUCUCUGGGGCGACGGGGCACACUUUUUGUGGGAGCGAUUGUCUUUGCCCUUGGGGGCGCUAUACAGACACUCACACCUGGCUUCUGGGUCAUGGUAGUUGGCAGAAUUAUCGCUGGAUCUGGUGUUGGUCUUCUAUCGACAAUCGUUCCCAUCUAUCAGAGCGAAAUUUCGCCCCCAAACCAUCGCGGCGCGCUUGCGUGCAUGGAGUUCACAGUCAACAUAUUCGGCUACGCAUCAUCCGUCUGGAUAGACUAUUUCUGCUCGUUCUAUGAGUCUGACCUAGCUUGGCGAGUGCCGCUGUCUUUUCAGUGCAUAAUCGGUGCCAUUCUUGCGGCUGGCUCCUUGGCGAUGCCGGAAAGCCCCCGAUGGCUUAUUGACCAUGACAAGGAUGCCGAAGGAAUGCGGGUUAUAGCUGACUUGCAUGGCGGUGAUCCGGAGGACCUCGUCGCACGCUCCGAAUUCCAAGAGAUCAAAGAAAGAGUGCUGUUCGAUCGCGAGAACGGCGAUGCGCGCACAUACGCUACAAUGUGGAAGCGCUACAAGCGACGCGUCCUCCUGGCUAUGUCGUCACAGGCAUUUGCUCAGUUAAAUGGAAUAAACGUAAUUUCAUAUUAUGCGCCGAGAGUGUUCGAAGAGGCUGGUUGGGUAGGCCGUGAUGCGAUCCUCAUGACCGGAGUGAAUGCUAUCAUUUAUCUUCUGAGCACUCUCCCGACGUGGUAUUUGGUUGACCGCUGGGGUCGACGGAUUAUUCUCCUGACUGGAGCUAUCGUCAUGGGCGUGGCCCUCGCGAUGACUGGAUGGUGGAUGUAUAUUGACGUACCCCAAACCGCGCGUUCCGUGGUUGUUUGCGUAAUUGUCUUUAAUGCGGCGUUCGGAUAUAGCUGGGGGCCUAUCCCAUGGCUGUACCCACCUGAGAUCAUGCCUUUGUCUGUACGGGCGAAGGGCGUGUCAUUAUCUACCGCUACCAACUGGGCCUUCAACUUCCUCGUUGGAGAGAUGACACCGUACUUGCAAGAAGUAAUUCAAUGGAGAUUGUACCCCAUGCACGGCUUCUUCUGUGCAUGCAGUUUUGUUGUUGUCUAUUUUUUGUAUCCCGAGACUAUGGGAGUUCCCCUCGAAGAGAUGGACGCUGUUUUCGGUGAAGAGGAGCUGGAAGAGCGGUUAGAAGACGAGGAGUCCGAAAGGGCGUCGUUGUUCUCUCACCGAUCUCGUCGUUCGAGACAUUCGUUGACCACGAACAACAAUCCUAGUCGACCGGGACUUCUCCAACGGCUUCUCGGACGCUCCGAGCACCAACCAUCGUACGAGCCCAUCCGCGAUGGCGACGAAUAGGAAUUGUCGAGGAUGAGCCAAGGAGCUGCGGAGGAACGCCAUGACAAACCUAGUGAACCUCUGUCGCCUCGCAACAGUGGUGAGCAUCCUGUCUCUACAUGAGCACAGGGCAGAGUGCUUGUGCAGCAUCUGUGAUGGUGGCUUUGCCCUUCUUAAUUCUCUGUCUCAUCCUCGCUGGAACGGUCAUACUACGCACUAUCAUAGAUUGCUCCGAGCAGCAUUGCCCUUCCUCUGCCCUCCCUUUCUUUCAGUUUUGUUCUUGCACGCUCUGCCAUGUACAAUCAAUCCAUCACAUUGUCAGUAUGUAUCACCUGCAAUAGCACAAUCUCGUCU
Molecule: messenger RNA, 1919 nt
Organism: Phanerochaete carnosa HHB-10118-sp
Lineage: Eukaryota; Fungi; Basidiomycota; Agaricomycetes; Polyporales; Phanerochaetaceae
Exons: 20
Coding region: 6-1586 (526 amino acids)
Biological process (GO): transmembrane transport; carbohydrate transport
Cellular component (GO): membrane
Molecular function (GO): carbohydrate:proton symporter activity
Source: RefSeq, a predicted model, not a curated record